CGCUGCUGGCGCUGCUGGCCGCGCACUUCCAGGCGAGUGCGACGCUGGAGGAAAAGAAAGUUUGCCAAGGCACGAGUAAUAAGCUCACGCAGUUGGGCACUUUCGAAGAUCACUAUUUGAGUCUCCAGAGGAUGUUCAAUAACUGCGAAGUGGUCCUUGGGAAUUUGGAAAUUACCUAUGUGCAAAGGAAUUAUGACCUUACCUUCUUAAAGACCAUCCAGGAGGUGGCUGGCUACGUACUCAUUGCCCUCAACACGGUGGAGAGGAUUCCCUUGGAAAAUCUGCAGAUCAUUAGAGGAAAUUUACUUUAUGAAAACACCUAUGCUUUGGCAGUCUUAUCCAACUAUGCCACAAAUAAAACCGGCAUGAGGGAGCUGCCCAUGAGGAAUUUACAAGAGAUUCUGAACGGUGCUGUGAGAUUCAGCAAUAACCCCGUCCUCUGCCACGUGGGGACCGUCCAGUGGCGAGACAUUGUGGACAGUCAUUUUAUGAGCAACAUGUCGAUGGACCUCCAGAACAGUCUGGACAACUGCCAAAAGUGUGAUCCAAACUGUCCCAAUGGAAGUUGCUGGGGUGCAGGAGAGGAGAACUGCCAGAAAUUGACCAAAACCAUCUGUGCCCAGCAGUGUUCGGGACGCUGUCGAGGCAAGUCCCCCAGUGAUUGCUGCCACAACCAGUGUGCCGCCGGCUGCACGGGUCCCCGGGAGAGCGACUGCCUGAUCUGCCGCAGGUUUCGAGACGAAGCCACAUGCAAGGACACCUGUCCGCCAUUAAUGCUCUACAACCCCACCACCUACCAGAUGGACGUUAAUCCAGAGGGGAAAUACAGCUUUGGCGCCACUUGUGUGAAAAAGUGCCCACAUAACUAUGUGGUGACAGACCACGGGUCCUGUGUCCGUUUCUGCAGUGCUGACAGCUACGAGGUGGACGAGGAUGGCGUGCACAAGUGUAAAAAGUGUGAGGGGCUGUGUCCUAAAGUGUGUAAUGGAAUUGGAAUUGGUGAGUUUAAAGACACGCUUUCCAUAAAUGCUACAAAUAUUAAGCACUUCAAAAAUUGCACGACUAUCAGUGGAGAUCUUCAUAUUCUGCCAGUAGCAUUUAAGGGUGACUCCUACACACGCACGCCACCUCUAGAUCCGAAGGAACUGGACAUUCUAAAAACUGUCAAGGAAAUAACAGGUUCUGGCCAGUUUUCACUUGCGGUUGUCGGCCUGGACAUAACAUCCUUGGGAUUACGCUCUCUCAAGGAAAUAAGUGAUGGAGACGUGAUCAUUUCCGGAAACCAGAAACUGUGCUAUGCCAAUACAAUAAACUGGAAAAAACUAUUUGGGACUACAAGUCAGAACACUAAGAUUAUAAAAAACAAAAACAAAAAUGUCUGUGAGGCCAUGGGCCACGUUUGUGAUCCCUUGUGCUCAUCAGAGGGUUGCUGGGGCCCAGGGCCCAAAGACUGUGUCACCUGCCGCAAUGUUAGCCGAGGCCGGGAAUGUGUGAGCAAGUGCAACAUUCUGGAGGGAGAGCCAAGGGAGUUUGUGGAGAAGUCUGAGUGCAUCGAGUGCCAUCCUGAAUGUCUGCCGCAGCUCAUGAACAUAACCUGCACGGGACGCGGGCCUGACAACUGCAUAAAGUGUGCCCACUACAUCGAUGGGCCCCAUUGUGUCAAGACCUGCCCAGCAGGAAUCCUGGGAGAAAACAAUACGUUGGUCUGGAAGUAUGCAGAUGCCAAUCACGUGUGUCACCUGUGCCACACAAACUGCACUUUCGGCUGUGCUGGGCCAGGUCUCGAAGGCUGUCCAACAAAUGAGCGCAAGAUCCCAUCCAUCGCCACUGGAAUUGUGGGUGGCCUCCUCUUACUGGUGGUGAUUGCCCUCGGUAUUGGCCUCUUCCUGCGCAGGCGCCGCAUCAUCCGGAAGCGCACGCUGCGCCGACUGCUGCAGGAAAGAGAGCUUGUGGAGCCUCUGACCCCCAGUGGAGAAGCGCCCAACCAAGCUCUUCUGAGGAUCUUAAAGGAAACUGAAUUCAAGAAGACCAAAGUGCUGGGCUCUGGAGCAUUCGGCACCGUGUAUAAGGGACUCUGGAUCCCAGAAGGAGAGAAAGUUAAAAUUCCUGUAGCUAUCAAGGAAUUAAGAGAGGCGACGUCUCCCAAAGCCAACAAGGAAAUUCUUGAUGAAGCCUAUGUCAUGGCCAGUGUGGACAAUCCCCAUGUGUGCCGCCUGCUAGGCAUCUGCCUGACCUCCACAGUCCAGCUCAUCACGCAGCUCAUGCCCUUCGGCUGCCUCCUGGACUACAUCCGUGAGCACAAGGACAACAUCGGCUCCCAGUAUCUCCUCAACUGGUGUGUCCAGAUCGCAAAGGGCAUGAACUACCUGGAAGACCGCCGCCUGGUGCACCGUGACCUUGCGGCGAGGAACGUCCUGGUGAAGACGCCGCAGCACGUCAAGAUCACGGAUUUUGGGCUGGCCAAGCUGCUCGGUGCCGAGGAGAAGGAGUACCAUGCCGAGGGAGGCAAAGUUCCUAUUAAAUGGAUGGCUCUGGAAUCAAUUUUACACCGAAUUUAUACCCACCAAAGUGAUGUCUGGAGCUACGGUGUGACAGUUUGGGAGUUGAUGACCUUCGGAUCCAAGCCCUAUGAUGGAAUCCCUGCCAGUGAGAUCUCGUCCAUCCUGGAAAAAGGAGAGCGCCUUCCACAGCCACCCAUCUGCACCAUUGAUGUCUACAUGAUCAUGGUUAAAUGCUGGAUGAUAGAUGCAGAAAGUCGCCCAAAGUUCCGGGAGUUGAUCAAUGAAUUCUCCAAAAUGGCCCGUGACCCUCAGCGCUACCUUGUCAUUCAGGGCGAUGAGCGAAUGCAUCUGCCAAGCCCCACAGACUCAAACUUUUACCGCGGCCUGAUGGACGAAGAGGACAUGGAAGAUGUCGUGGACGCGGACGAGUACCUCAUUCCACAGCAAGGCUUCUUCAACAGCCCUUCCACUUCUCGAACCCCCCUUCUCAAUUCUCUGAGCACAACCAGCAAUAAUUCCACUGUGGCCUGCAUCGACAGAAACGGGCAGAGCUGCCCUGUCAAGGAGGACAGCUUCUUACAGCGGUACAGCUCCGAUCCCACGGGCGCUUUGACCGAAGCGAACAUCGAUGACGAUUUCCUCCCAGCGCCAGAGUACAUAAACCAAUCCAUUCCCAAAAGGCCUGCAGGUUCUGUGCAGAACCCUGUCUACCACAAUCAGCCUCUGAAUCCUGCCCCUGGCCGAGACCCUCACUACCAAAACCCCCACAGCAACGCCGUGCAGAAUCCCGAGUAUCUCAACACCAUCCCGCCUGCCUGUGUCAACAGCCCUGCCUUCUGGGCCCAGAAAGGCAACCAUCAAGUCAGUCUGGACAACCCGGACUACCAACAGGACUUCUUUCCCAAGGAAACCAAGCCCAAUGGCAUCCUUAAGGGUCCGGCAGCUGAAAAUGCAGAAUACCUAAGGGUCGCACCACCGAGCAGUGAGUUUAUUGGAGCAUGACCAUAGAGGAAAGCACCGGCCGUAAAAAUCCCAGACUCUUUGAGCCACACGGGACCAAGCCACGGCAGCUACAACAAUUCCAACAGCCACAGGAACUCUCAGGCCUGUGGACUGACUUGGCCACGUUUGUUUUGAGUGGCCCCUCUUUCAACUAGGAAGGGCACCUCUACUCAGUGCACUUUGGGAAGUUGCACGUACAGCUCUUUCUCUUCAAAAGUUAAGCUUCCAGAAAAGGUACCCAGCAAGAACGGUGUCCCUUUGGGAUUUGGGCAGAGUUUACCUUUCAGUGAGGUACAUUAAUAUGUAUAUGAAUAUGCAUAUAUGUAUACACAUAUAUGUAUGUAUAUAAUUGAGGUCUUGGGGGGGGGUGUUAAUUGUCAUUGCUGAUUUUGCUGUUAAUGGGCUCUGCCAAUGAGUAAGGAAGUUGCUUGUAGCACCAGCUACUCUGAGUUGGCCCAGGUUCCUGGGACCAAGAAAUCUAGAUCACAAGUCUUCCAUCUAACCCUGAUGCCAUGGGCUUGGCCUCAACACGCUUCCAUCUCAACACCAUUACAAAUGGAAGGGGAAAAAAAAAAAAAGCCCCUGAUAUUCUGAGCAGGCCUGGUUGGUUCUGUAUCAAGCCAUGAUAUGGUACAAAAAGACAAGCUUUUUUGUCCCUGUCUGGGCAAAAAAAGGAAAAACUGAGCUCAUCUUGAGACUUUGUUUUGUGUAAAUGACCCCUUGGUACUUAGUUCCUAUUGUUGUUUGUCCACUGUUUUCUGAUUGCUCCGUUAUUUGAACUGCCUCUUCGUUUUCUAUUCCACUGUUUUGAAACUUGAGAUGCCCCCUCCCCCGCCAUCUUGCUGUCAUAAAGUCAGCAAGAAAAGAAGGUACUGCAAACAAACACACCAACGGAGACCCUCCCUCACGUUUGGUUCAUCCGCCUGCAGACCACUAGCCUUUAAAUGAAAUGAAAACACAAAUGCUCACACAGGACCAUAACUGGCUAUCAAGUUGGGCAACUUCUGCCAAGUUUGAGUCUCCAGUGGAAUGCAGCGAGUGCUCCAAUGUACAGUGCAGCAGCUACGAAAACACAGCUGUUCUGAGGAUGGAUUGAGUCUCCCCUCCACCCCACCGUCCCCCAAAAUAAAAUAUUUAGACUUAGGCUACUUGUAGAAAUAAUCUUUUUUAUUUUUUUAACUUGAAAGGUACUUCGCUCCUCCCAGAUAAGCUUCCCCCAGUGUCUCCCUGUUCCCUUUGUGAACUAAAAGGUUCUAGGUCCUGUGGCGACUGGGGAAGAACGUACGGCCCAUGCCACUGCAGGUUGUUGCACAGCUACAAGUGAGAUGCCACUAGUCAUCGUGUGGGAGGUGAACCGGACGUUUUAAGUCAUGCCUGCGCAACAGCAUCUACAGAUGUUCCAGAAGACAGAAGUCUUUUCUCUGCUUAGAACAUCUCUAGUAUCACUCUAGAUCCAGUGAGGGUCUCCAACGAAUUAGCCGCAGCUUUUCUUUUGCUUUUCUUUCUAAUCGGUGUCCCUGUAACCUGGUGGGUCAAUGGCAGUUCUGAUAAACAGUGUUUCACCCACUCUUCACUCAGCACCCCUCCUCUCUAGUUUCUCAAGGAAGCAAUAUUUCGGACAGUGGUUUUAAAUUCUGUAUUGACUCAGACUGGGGCCCCACAGUUACCCCUGUGUUUGAUUUUGGGGAGAUGAGAAUGAAGCUGAGUUCAACCGUGUUACAUUUGCUACAACUUCAAAGCAGGGCUACACCAGCCUGUCACAGGUACAAAGGACACAAAAAUGAACCGAGGCAUUAUAUAAUCCCUGAUUCCAAGGAACUCCUAGUUUAGAAAAGGAAAUGAAUUUAUAAAUAUGAAGCCGACAACAAUAUGACAAAUGCCUGCGACAGCAUGACAGCACUGUGAAAAUAUAUAAAAGAGAGAUCAGCUAAGCCUACCUGCAAAGAUUCAUCAAGUUGGGGAACACCUUGGUCCUGGGCCUAAAAAAUGACCAGGGUUUUGACCACAGGGAAACCGAACGCAAAUCACCAGUAAAGGAGGCUCUGAAAGAAUCCACCAGCAAAGUGCGCUUAAAGGCAAUGUUUAGCCAGCAUAGCAGACUGCUCUCCUUUCAGCCUGGGGCUCAAGUUUGUGGGCCUCUUCUCCCUUGCCUGCCAUUCAUUGGGGGUUUGAGACUGUCUUCUCUGAAAAUGCUCAGUGACAAAAUUAGGCCACAGUUCUAAAGGUCUGAAAUUUUAUGGCAUUGUCAGUAAGCCAAUUUUGUUACCCAUUCACCUCAGAAUAUUAAAAAAAACACCAAGCAAUUAAAUGUUGAUCCAGAACCAGGGACCAGGAUGAUUCACAUUUUGUUAUUACUUGUCUGUCAAGAAACAGAUUAUUGUUAAGGGAGGGCAAGUGUAAAGCCAGUUCAAAUGUAGCAGUUAAGAGCUUAGUAUUUUUGUAAUUUGAAAUAUUUUACUAUAACACAAUAAACAACAAAAAUGAUUCAAGCUUUCUUCUCCUUUUUCUUUCUAUUUUCUUGCAAAAGAAAAAAAUGUUUUUGCUAGCUCUUGUCAAAUUUAAGAUUUUACUUCCCCAAACAUAUUACCUCUGGCCGGGGAGAAGGGGUAAGCCUAGUGGAACUCAUCGAGCUACCAUCCUCCCCAAGGAUGCCACCAAGUUGUUGUGGUUUGGACCGGAGAGCUCAGCAGCGUACCAGUAUUUUCAGUACUACUAACUGAACAGAUCUGAACCCUUCACAUCUUGACCCCUGAUCCUUCCUCAUUGGUGACAAGACCCUAAAGUCCGAUAGAGAGUUUGCUGUUUCUUCCUUCAUUCACGCCCCAUGGCCCAGUCUCACAUCAGACCUUUCGAAGCAGAGUUCAACAAACAUAAGAUUUGGGGGCUGGCAUUUACAAUGGACUGCUACCUUUACAUGUAUUUUCCCACAAAACCUCUAAGGGAUUUAUAUAAUUAUAGCCUAUGAAAAAUCCUUCUGGCCUACGUUAAAUGUAUGCAUAUGUGUGUUGAAGAUAAAUCUUCUGAACUUUACAUUUGCUCUGUGUCCAGGUUGUCACUGGUUUUGAGCAAGUAGAAGCACCAUCUUUACAUUCCAGAUGACGAUAACAAGGCUGGAAGUAUUUACUCUAAGCUCCUCAUGUGUUUUACCCACCCAUUCCCAACCCCAGAAAAAAAAUCACAAAUGAUGAAUGUAAAAGCACAAAAAACAUUGGUUCUCAAGCUUAACCCUUCAGAAUCUCCUAUGUCCCUACCAAAUAUAUAUAAAUCACCAAACUAAAUCAGAAUAUAUAUAUUAGUCUGACGAGCACCCCAGAUGGAGAACCACUGAUGUAAAUAAAAGGCCUUAGAGAAGGAGACCCUGAUGCUUGGCUGAUUGACCUUCAAUGUCGGCCUCACUGCCUUCGGCCUCAGUUUCCCAGGUGCUGAAUGAGACUUGCAUACAGUACCUCAGUAGUUCUCACCUGGAGAGUUUAAAGAAAGUGAUGCCUGGAUUCCCUUCAGACCAACUAAGUCAGAAGUUCAGCGAUGCCAACAGGUGACUAAUGAGCAACACCUUAUCUCUAAAGUCUCCUGAGGUUAUCUACGCCCAUCGAUUAAACCCUGCUUUCCCCAAUCACCACAAGUCAGGAUAGAAUAAAAGAAAUCAUGGGUGCUAGAUUCCCAGAGCCAACAGAAAAAUCUUUACAGUUGCAAGUAUGCCCCAGACUUGGCCAUCAGAAGCUAUUGCAAGACUCUCCCGUUUAUGGUCAUCAGCAAUGUAUACUGAAAGUGACAAAUACUCCAAUCCGAACCUGCAUUUUCUAAAGAAGUUAAUAAAAGCCAAUCUCUUCCUCCAAUGAAUGAGCUACUUCCUAAAUGACUGCUGACAAAUUGCCUUUGAUAUCUAUUUUGUAUUUCUUCCUUUGCAUAGCAUGUUUUUGUUACAACAUAGUAAUCUGCUUUUAUUUCCUGCCUGGGGAGCUGUAAGACCUUACGAAAUAGAAUUCCCUGCCUCUUUGACUAGCCACACCUGCCGUAUGCGGUGCAUACGUGUUGGUGGUAUUAGAGGCAUGUUCACUCAGCUAAGAUUUUUAAAUGUAAAUCUAUUUUUGUAACUUUUUAAGGGAUGGUAUCCUUUUUUGUAGCACUGAACUUUUGUAAGGUAUAUUUUUAGGAAAACUCAUUUUUCUACUAAAUAAAACCCAGUUUACUUUAGAAAAGCUGCAAGGGAUCACAAUUUGUGACUUAGAUGUUGAUGUAAAGGGAUUAAACUGAAAGCGGAAUAUGUGUUCUCGUUCAUGUAUUAAUGGUACAAUCUCAUUCCAGAGCUGCAGGAGGGCAUCAUGGUAAAAAGAAAAACCAUCAUCAUAUAUUUGUAAAAUUAUAAAUGAUGAAAAGAGCACCUUAGGGUGUUGUAGAGUUUGUCUGGGGCAAUGCGAACUGAAAGGAAUUGCUGUCACCACUCAAAUCGAAUUGCAGCCCGUACUCAAAUCGUCGGUCAACAUGACCCCAUGAAUGUAAGGAAAGCAAUAAAGCCAGCACUUUGUUGGUUGACAUACACUAGUCUGACUUUGAUGCACAAAAAUUCUAUUUUUAUACUUAUAAUUGACAUCCAUUUACCAAUAUAGAUUAUUAAAGAAAUGCCUGGAGAGCCCUAAUGAAAUCCAUCAACAAAUCCAUCUUGCCACUUAUAAACAUAACAUGAUCAUCUCAAAGCAGCAGAAUGUUUGAAACUCUUGAGGCUCAGAUGCCCCUAAACCCAGUUAAAUAUGAAGUGCUAGGGGGUAAACCCCAGGCUUUUGUACUCUUGUUAAUUCCUUCUAAGAGUCCUGGUGGGGUACUGGGUUCCACACUGAGCUGAUAGGCUGAUAUCACAGUCAUCCAGGGGAUUUACCAGCCACUCCAUGGGAAAAACAGAUGGCCUGGCUCCUGUAAAGACGUACAGUUUCAGGAACUCAAAGAGGCUUCUCUACCCUGUCCUGUGUGUGACAGGGUCUCAAUGAGACAGAAUCAACUCAAUGGCAGUGGGCUUUGGACGCUGACUGUGCUCAUUCUGGUGCCCCUAGGCCUAGAUUGUGGAAAUGGCUAACAGAAAGCUGAGAAGUUCAGUUCCACCCAGAGGUACCUCAGGAAAAGGGCCUGGUGAUCUACUUCUGAGACAUCACAACCACUGAAACUCCUGUGAAGCACAGUUCAACUCGGACCCACAAGGGCUCAUUUCAGUGUGCAGCCAAGGUUGAGAAGCACCCGCCUAGAGGAUAGCCCCAGGUGCCUGAAUUUGCAGGAGAUUCUGGUGAUGGAGUGUCUAUAAGAAAGAAAAUUACAUUACAAAAGUGGGUGUUAAAAGACUGCUUAAGCAGUUAUUUUUUUCUAAAAUCAAGAAUCCAAGAAAGAGAUUCUUGUGCCAUGUUUUAAAUAUUUUAUUUUAAUGAAUUAUGCCUGGGAUAAAAAUAGAAGCAAAGAAUUAUGUGGGUUUUUUCCCUUUCACUUUAAUCUGCAUAAGCACAGUGUACUCUUAUAAGUCUGUCCCGUCUGAAUUACCAGCAAAAAUAAUAAGAAUCACUUUUAUCACCCAGCAGACAAAACUACAAAGGGAAACUUACAUAUAUUUUUGCUGCAUUUCCUUAUUUAAUAAAGAAAAAGGAGAAAAAAUAUUCCCCUGACUUGUUUUGGCUGCAAAAUAAUCUUAUAUAAUGUCUUGGAAAUUAAGGGAUCCUAUGGAUCUGAUGAUUUAUAGUAAAGGUGGUGAUGUAACUGAGAAAUAACAGCAAGAGCUUCAUUUUAUAAAACAUUCAAGCAAUACCUUUGUAACUUCAGUAUGUGGUACGAUUUAACAUUGUAAAGUUUUGCCAUGAUGAAAGCGAUAUUUGUACAAAUAAAAAGUAAGAUUCUCUUUUAUAUGGCUUAUAUACUGUUGAUCAAACAUGAUUGUAUAUGGUUUUAAAACUUAGAUGUAUAUUAUUGUUCUUUACUCUUAAGUACCUUGUAAUAAUAAUGUAGUCUUUGGUAACAAUGCCGUGUUAAUAUGAGUUAUUAAUCUUAUCUACCCUGGUGGACAUGGUCUCUUUCCAUCAUUUUCCCUCGGGGAGAAAAAGGACAAGUUCAUUUGGAGUCAGGAAUGCGGAAACACUUUCCAUUCCGCUCCUCAGGUUUCUUCCCCUAAGCCAUGCUCAUGUUCACAAUUACCUUCAGAAUAAAGCUCUUCGGAUACCA
Echinops telfairi (small Madagascar hedgehog) is the source of this 9695-nucleotide messenger RNA. It is a transcript of the gene EGFR, whose product is annotated as epidermal growth factor receptor. Bases 132 to 3503 code for a protein of 1123 amino acids. Gene Ontology annotation, biological process: multicellular organism development; positive regulation of epithelial cell proliferation; cell surface receptor protein tyrosine kinase signaling pathway. Gene Ontology annotation, molecular function: epidermal growth factor binding; ATP binding; epidermal growth factor receptor activity. The record is from RefSeq and is a predicted model, not a curated record. Gene Ontology annotation, cellular component: signaling receptor complex; basal plasma membrane. The transcript is spliced from 27 exons. NCBI's taxonomy places the organism in Eukaryota, Metazoa, Chordata, Mammalia, Afrosoricida, Tenrecidae.